AUGAACAAACUAAGUGAGCUUUUAAUUGAUACAGAAGAGAAAUAACCAAACUUCAUUACGUAAUAUUGCAAGCCUCUGAGAAUUCUUGGGAAAGGGGCGUUUUCUACAGUGGUGGAGAUACAGAAUUUGAUGACAAAUAAGAAGGGUGCACUAAAGAUUAUUGAGAAAUCGCAUUUCAAUAUUUUGCAAUUGGAAAUGUUAAAAAAGGAGGUUCAGUUGUUAAAUCAAUUGAAUCAUUAAAAUAUUGUAAGAGUUACAUUUGUAUGAUUGCUUUGUGUUAUUGUAGAGUAAAGAAACCAAAAGUAAAUUAUAUAUAAUGAUGGAUCUCAUCACAGGAGUUACAUUGGAACAAUUUUAAUAAAACAAAUUAGACGAUUAGAUUGUGCACAGCAUAGUGACACAACUGUUACAGGCAAUCAACUAUUUGCACUCCAUGGAUAUUAUUCAUAGAGACAUUAAGCCAGGUAUGUGGAAUAAAUUUUAUUUUAGAGAAUAUCAUGAUUUCCCAGGUGGGUGAAGAUGUCAAACUAACCUUAAUUGAUUUUGGACUCUCAGCUUAAUUGACCUAUCUGGAAGGAUCUGGACUAAUGAGUGACAAUUGCGGGACCUUUUUGUAUAUGGCUCCGGAGUUGAUAUAGAAAAAGAAAUAUAACAGAGUAUGAUCAUUCCCUUAUAUAGCAAGAGUGUGGAUAUAUGGGCAAUGGGUAUUGUGGUAUACAAUCUCUUAACUCAAGGCAAGCAUCCAUUUUACUAGCAUUUAGAUGACAAAGAAUCUUAUUGUGAAAAGAUUUAGUAAAUGAAAUGGAAUUGGCAGAUAGGGAUGAAUAACAAUUCAAUUAAUUUCUUGAUUAGGACAGUGGCUUUCCUGCCUGAAAAUCGUUUGAACAUCACUUAAUGUUUAGAACAUCCUUGGAUUACCGGUAAAGAAAACUCUGCUGAGCCUUUUACCUUCAUAGAAAUCCUUAGGAGUCACAGCAAUUUUCAAAAGAUCAAGUCCUUAAUCCAAGCGAUCCAGUUUCUCCAAUAACUCAAAGUCUUAUGUCCAAAUGUCGAUCAAUUCAAACAUUAAUCAACUCCAGUGGCCAAAACACCAAUUAGGACAAUAAAGAUUCCGAAGGUCAAAUAAUAAUCUAUUUCUCAAACCAAUGAGAAGUUUAGACAAUUGAAAUAGGAAGUGCUCUAAGGAUCUAAUGUUGAUACUGGUUCAGUUGGAUCAAAUAGAAUUUCCUAGUUCAAAAUCUAAACCAUCACUCAAAGAAGAGAAAGAAAUUCAUGUGAUCACUUGUAAAAGUUGCAGUAGCAAAAGGAAUCUUCAAAAUUUCUGUUCCCUCAUUAUCAUAGAUCAUUGGAAAGAAGUGUUAAAUCCAAUCACACUACUAAUACGACAUCUGACAAUUCUUUGAAUCAAUCAUCAAUUCUACAAAAAUCAGGAGUCACAGACGUCAGACAAUCCUUGAAUAAUUUGAAGCCUUUGCAAUAAGUAAGAAUUAACCAUUAUAAAUUCAGUUGAAGAGGACCACCAAUGCGUCAAGAGGAUAGAAUACCCCCAUUUAACAAGAUGUGCUGGCUAGUCAAAGGGUAAGAAUAAGCAAGCCUCCGAUUUAGAAAAAGCCUUUAAACGAUUGA
Messenger RNA from Paramecium octaurelia, 1626 nucleotides. Lineage: Eukaryota; Ciliophora; Oligohymenophorea; Peniculida; Parameciidae. The record is from the annotation of a GenBank genome assembly.